Portunus trituberculatus (swimming crab) is the source of this 4130-nucleotide messenger RNA. RefSeq names its product kinesin-like protein KIF7 (gene cos). Gene Ontology annotation, biological process: microtubule-based movement; mitotic spindle organization. NCBI's taxonomy places the organism in Eukaryota, Metazoa, Arthropoda, Malacostraca, Decapoda, Portunidae. The record is from RefSeq and is a predicted model, not a curated record. Gene Ontology annotation, molecular function: microtubule motor activity; microtubule binding; ATP binding.
GUCUUUGUUGACAAACAUUUCAGGGAGAGGUGAAGGGAACCAGCCUCUUGUGUUUUGUUUACCAUGUAUCCCCGGUGAGGCAGACAUGGAGGUGCCCAUCAGAGUGGUGUCCAGGAUCCGGCCAUGCAACAGCCAGGAGCAAGGGCGCGGACCGUGUGUGGAAGCCGCGCCCGCCUCCUCACAGAUUAUUCUUGGCUAUGACCAUUUUUGUGACUUCGACGCCGUGUUUGGGCCAGCUGUCACGCAGAAGGAGCUCUACCUCGCCUGCCUCGCCGAUCUGGUGCUAAACUUUUUUCAGGGAUACAAUGUGACAGUGCUCGGGUACGGCCAGCGGGGCUCCGGCAAGACCUACACUCUGACGGGGCCGGACUUCCUGUGGGCCAUGAACGAGGAGGAGUUCGGCCUUCUCCCUCAGGCAGUGCGACACAUUUUCAACUUAAUGAGGGAGUGUCCAGGGCGGGAGUAUCGCAUCCACGUCAGCUACAUGGUGGUGCAGAGGGACGCAGUGUAUGACCUCCUCUCCGCCACUAACUCUUACCUGCAACUCAAUGUUCUGGAGGACAAUAUGGGCAAUGUUGUCAUCCCAGGACUCAAUGUGAUAGACUGCAGCAACAUUACUGAGGUGUUUAACUGCUUGGAGGCCGGCCUGGUCCACCGCCACACUGCCGCAUUGCACAACAAUGACCCCUCCACUUCUCAUGCCAUCUUCUCCCUCAUCCUCGAACACCAAUGGACUGAUGCGGAUGGCAAGAUGAAGUACCUUUACUCUCGCAUGAACUUUGUGGACCUUGGCGGGUCUGAGAGGCUGAUGCAGUUUGGGUACAGUGACUUUGGCCUGCCCAGCGAGGACUCCUUCUUCCUUAACACUGACCUCAAGGCACUCAGUAAUGUCAUCCACUGCCUCGCUGACCAGUCCUACUCAGGCCCCAUCCCAUACAAGGAAUCUAGGCUCACACAUAUACUCAAGGAUGCGUUCGGGGGAAACAGCCUGAGUCUCAUGGUGUGCUGCCUCUCCCCAUCUGCUGAGGAUUUUGAUGCCACCUUUAACACCCUCAAGUACGGCGGCCUGGCUCGCUACAUCCUCAACUGUCCUGCUGUCAACAUGGCCAUCCAGAACAGUGCCCCAGCCUCCUCUGCCACCCUCACCCCCUCCUCACACACCACACUCAGGCACCAGUCCAGCAGCAGACAGUCGACACUGACCGGUGUGCAGAGCAGUGUGCAGCAGUCCCUGGGCACUGUGCACCAGUCUACCACCACUAACACCUCCGGCCCACCCACCGAGGACCUCAUGCCACCAGAACCAGAGGACAUCUUCAAAUUCCAGUUUGCAGCAUCACAGUGGCAGCAGCUCGUGUCCAGUGCUGAGGAUCUCUUGUCAGAGAUUCUGCAGACAUCCCAGGUGUCACCCACAGAGAAGAGUCGCAUUGAGUCCUGGAUGUGCAUGAAGGCAGAGGCUGAGGAGUGCAUUGGGGCCGACCUUGGGGCCAUACGCUUUAAUGCCGCUGCCAGUAGGGUGCUGGAGGUCAUUGAGGAGCUAAGUGAACCAGAGAUCACCGGCUCAGUCUCCCCGCUUUCCACCACCACCGCCGCCUCUGACAAGGACUCCAGCGCCUCUUCCUCUUCCUCUUCCUCCUCCUCUACCUCCUCUUCCUCCUCCGUGUCUUCCUUUGGCGAGGAAUUCUAUGACCAAUUGGCUGUUCUGGCAAGAAAGUUCACCUCCAUCACUGAGCAGCUGGUGGAAGGUGUACAGGACAGCUGCGACACACAGACAAACGUACGGGCAAGCGCUGAGCGGCGGCGAACACAAAGGAAUAACGAACUGAAGGAAGAUGACGAAGAGGAUGAAUCAAAACCACAACAACAAGUAAAGAAAACAUCAUCCACAUCAAGGCUUCACAGGGGGCUUCAGGGAACACCAUGGAGAACUAAGACUAAUGCAGGAAGCCCGCAUAGGAGUGCCUCGACUGGCCCCCUUCCUGCGCCACUGAGGUCUGAGGAGCGGCACAGCUCGGCACUCAGGAGGGAUGCAAACUCCAUUCUGUCGCUGCUGGAGGAGUGCGGCAGGGACAUUGACUCACAGAAAUCAGGGGAGUCGAGUGGUAAAGAGCUGGAGGAGGAGGAGGAGGAGGAGGAAGAGGAAGAGUGCAGGAUGUCAAGAAGGAAGUCAGGUUUCUCCAUCUCUUCACAAAUAUCGGAAUCACCAAAGAAAAUACUCAAGUAUGAGGAGGAGUCCGCAUCGCUGGUGGAGGAAAUGAAGCGUCUGUCCGCCUCCAGGGAGUCUCGGCGUGGACAGGUGCGUCGCGUGAGCAUGGAGCUGCGGACGGCACAGCAGAGACUCAAACAGCUUAACGCCACCAUCAGGCUCAAGGAAGCUUUUAUCCGAGAGCUGGUUCGUAGUGGAGGCGAGGCGGAGGUGACAAAGCGGAAGUGUGAGGCUAAGAUGUCACGAUUGGAGAAGGAGGUUCAUCGCGCACGCCAGCUGCACCAGGAGACCCAACACCAGCUCAAGGAACUGAGGGAGGGUGAGUCUCCAAACGUCACCCAGUACAGAAGCCGUGUGGACACUCUCAAGAAGCAGAUCUCCCACUACCAGAAGAAAUUGGCAACACUGGGCAAAGUGGCUGACAUAUCCCAGCAAGGAGACUCCAAAGUGACGGAACUGGAGGGGAGCGUGAAGGAGAUGCGGCGGCAGCAGGCAGAGCUUCAGACAAGACUCAGGGAGGAGACACAGAAGAAGGAAGAACUAGAACAGCAAAUCAUUCAUGACCAGCGUCGCAUCAGAGAAUUGGAGAUAAAACUGAAGCAAGGAGAGGGCGAGGUGGAGGGGGAGCGAGGAUGGCUGGUGGAAGAGGAGGAGCGGAUUCUGAGUCUGCGGGAGGCGACGGAGCAGCUGCAGCAGGAGGUGGAGCGGCGGGAGGAGGCGGUGAGGCACAGGGAGAGGAUGCACAGGGAGAAGAUCAGACUGCAGACCUCCCGUGCCGACUGUCAGGCUGCCGCAGAGGAGGACGAGGAAGAGGGCCAGGGGGAGGGUGAAGGGGAGGAAAGGAGUGUGGUGCGGAAGGAGGAGGACAUCAGGGAGGAGAUUUCUCAUCUCCGGGAUGCCAGAGAUUCCCUCAUGAUGCACCGACAGAAGCUGGACAGAAGGAUUCAUAAGAGUGGAGGGCGGAGGGUCGGGUCUGGGGAGGAGAGGCGGUUGCUGGAGUUGGACGAGGCAAUAGAGGCGGUGGACGCAGCCAUCGAGUACAAGAAUGAGGUGAUUUGUGGACGUGCCAAGGAACUCAAGUCACAUGCACUGCUUCUCAACCAGGACCACCUGAUGGAGCGCCUGGUCAGCCUGUCCCACGAGGAGACCCGCUCCCUGCUGGUCAAGUACUUCAGCAAGGUCAUUGAUCUCCGCAUUGAGUUUAGGAAGCAGGACAUUGCAUUCUCUGACCUUGAAACCCAGUAUGAUGAGCAGUCCCGAUACAUCAGCGACUUGAAGGCAGCGUACCAGCAGGCGAGUCUUGAGAUGGAGAGACGCAUCACCGUGCAGCAAAGGGACUACCAGCAGAAGAUAUCAACGCUACUCAGGCAGUUCAAUGACGACUCCUCUGGGUCAGGCGCACAGGAAUUCAGGCUGAGAGAGAUGGAGAAGCAGGUGUUUUAUUACAAGAAACUCAGCCGGGAUUUGAAGGGGAAGCUGAGGCAAGCGACUGAGGAUGGCUGGAAGGACAGAUUCAGGGAGCUCCAAGACACAACACAACCACCAGCAGACCCAAGCCUUCCAGCCAAGCCCAGCGCAGCACCCCACCACCACCACCACACGCACCACCGUCCCUUGCUGCCCACCCAGCCUGCCGUGCCCACCCUGCCGCGGCGAACCAGGCUCCAGGCGGCAGAGCAGGCAGCCCACCACCCUGUCCCACACACCAGAGUGACCAGAGAGAAGAACAAGAUCAUUAUUCACCAAAAGUCAGACAGGCAGGGUGGGAAAUCAAAGUCAGGCUUGGAGAAUAGAUAAUAAUAGGCAGGUGUGUAGUUGUAGUUAGAGUAGUAGUAGUAGUAGUAGUAGUAGUAGUUGUUGUUGUUGUUAUUUUUUUUCAUUUGUUUUUAUAUUUGUUUGUUUUUAUUAUUGUAUUUAUUAGUAG